This is a messenger RNA of Olea europaea var. sylvestris, 1512 nucleotides long. RefSeq lists its product as uncharacterized. Gene Ontology annotation, molecular function: nucleic acid binding; zinc ion binding. Lineage: Eukaryota; Viridiplantae; Streptophyta; Magnoliopsida; Lamiales; Oleaceae. The transcript is spliced from 2 exons. The record is from RefSeq and is a predicted model, not a curated record. The coding region runs from base 1 to 1512 and encodes 503 amino acids.
AUGAAGCGCCGCUUUGAAGAAAAAUAUUUACCUCAAUCUUACAGGGGCAACUUGCUGGAUCAAUGGAACGCACUUACGCAAGGCAGUCGACCUGUGACCGAAUAUGUUGCUCAGUUUGACGAGUUUCGAAUGAGAUGUCAGGUCGUUGAGGAUGAAGUCAUGACCUUGAGUAGAUUUAGGCAAGGCCUACGGGAUGAUCUUAGACGUGAGCUUGUUCUUAAAGGUGUCACCACUCUUGACCACACCUACUCUUUCGUUCGGAAUUACGAGUUAGUGACUAGGACACCGUACAGAGGUCGUAGUGACUCCCGCACUGCAACCUCUUCUGCAUCCACUCCAUCCCCUAAGUCUAUUCUAGGACCUCUUCCUUCUAGUACUACCCCUACAUCGGAUAGUAAAGGUAGAGGUUCUGAGGUUUCAAGAACGUCCUCUCGUUUGCAAUGCUUCAACUGUAAGGAUUUUGGUCACAUUGCUUCUAAGUGUCCUAGCCGAGCCCUAGUUUUGGAAGAGCGUGAGGGUAUAGUUGACGAGCCACUAGAGGAUCAGGCUAGUCCCCUUAUCCCACAUACGCCUAGAGUCGGUGUCGUCCGUUGUACUCUUACCCAGCCUAGGGAUGCCGAUGAUUGGCGCCGUCAUGUCAUCUUCCACACUUACAUCAAGAUUAAUAAUAAGGGCUGUAAAGUUAUCAUGGAUAGUGGCAGCUGCAUUAAUGUGGUUUCGAUGACUACUGUAUCCCGUCUAGGGUUGAAGUCUGUUCCUCACCCUCGGCCAUACAGCGUCUCUUGGGUUGAUACCUCCUCCAUAGCUAUCAAGGAGCGUUGUUUAGUCCCUAUCCAGUUUCUCGAGUAUAAGGACCAUAUAUGGUGUGACGUUAUUUCAAUGGAUGUCAGGCACAUUAUCUUGGGACGACCUUGGUUAUUUGACCUAGAUGUAACCAUCUAUGGUCGAUCCAAUUGCUCCUUCGUGUUUAAUGGAAAGAAGAUUCACCUUAACCCACUGCCCCCAAAGCCUGCUGGCCCACUGGAAACGAAGAAAAGUGUGGAACGAAAGGAAUUGCACAUCAUUAGUUCUACGGAGUUUGAGCGUACACUUGUUGGUGACUCAGUUGUGUUCGCUUUGGUGGUCAUGGAGGUUCCAUCCCACUCCACAAUAGAGAACCCUGUUGAAGUCUUGUCGGUUCUCCAAGAGUUUCGAGACGUCUUUUCGGAGGACCUACCUGACCAUCUAUCUCCAUUAAGGGAUAUUCAACAUGCCAUAGAUUUUGUCCCAGAGGCAUCCCUCCCAAAUUUGCCUCAUUAUAGGAUGAAUCCUACCGAGCACGCUGAACUUCAAAGGCAAGUGGAUGACCUCCUUCACAAAGGAUUCAUUCGUGAGAGUUCAAGCCCGUGUGCUGUCCUCGCCCUAUUGACGCCCAAAAAGGAUGGUUUUUGGAGGAUGUGUGUGGAUAGUCGCGCGAUCAAUAGGAUCACGGUGAAGUAUCGUUUCCCAUUCCUAGACUUGACGAUAUGUUAG